Molecule: messenger RNA, 6201 nt
Organism: Equus caballus (horse)
Lineage: Eukaryota; Metazoa; Chordata; Mammalia; Perissodactyla; Equidae
Source: RefSeq, a predicted model, not a curated record
ACGAUCUGCCUGAUGGCGCCCAGCAAUUGGCGGGAGGGCAGGCGUGUGUAAAUCGAGGGAGGAGAGACAGACCCUGUAGCUACAUCAAUCACACGUGCGCCACUGAGACUUCAUCCUCCGUCAAGGGUAAACGUGGGAGGUAAAGAGACCUUCCGCUGCGUAAAUCCAGCUCGACCCGGAAACAAAAUCUUUUUUAAAACUACACUCUUGGAGGGGCGGGAGGAAUUGACGUGUCGGGAAAACUGGAAGGCUUCGCAGGUUGCUAAGCAACGAGGCGGAAGAGCGCGCGCGCGCCUUAUCCACUGAGGAGUACCUGAGGGAUCUGCGGCGCCGGUAGCUCCGAGACUGAGGAGACCGAGUGAGCUCCCCGCGCCCUCCCGGGUCCUCCUUUACUAGCCACGGGACUCUCCGCCCCUGGUAGUGUCCGGUGACGAGGCGAGGGGUUUGCCGGGACGCCUCCUUUGAGGCGGCCGGGGGCCGCGCGUCUUCCCUACUCCGGGGCAGGACAGAGAAUUUUUUCUGCCAUCAGAUGUCUUUCUGCUUGACUGAACUGCACCUGUGGUCUUUGAAGAAUACCUUACACAUUGGGGAUAGAGACAUUGGGGUCUAUCAGUAUUAUGACAAGAAAGAUCCACCAGUGACAGACCAUGGUAACUUAGAGGAAAAGCAGAAGCUGGCAGAAUCACGAGAUUAUCCAUGGACUCUUAAAAACAGACGCCCAGAAAAACUUCGAGACUCACUCAAGGAGUUGGAGGAGCUGAUGCAAAACAGUCAGUGUGUGCUGAGCAAAUGGAAUAACAAAUAUGUCUGUCAGCUUCUGUUUGGUUCAGGUGUGCUGGUGUCCCUAAGCCUUUCUGGGCCGCAGCUGGAGAAAGUGGUGAUUGACAGAAGCCUGGUGGGGAAGCUCAUCUCAGACACCAUCAGUGAUGUAUUAUCAAUUUUUUUCUUUUUCUUAGCUCUUCUCACAGACAGCUUUAUCAUCUUAUCAUUUUUUGCACAAAACAAACUAUGUUUUAUUCAGUUUACCAAGAAGAUGGGUUCUCCUGAUGUAAAUAAAAGACUGGAAAAACUCUCAGCCUUGGAUUAUAAGAUUUCCUAUUAUGAAAUACCUGGCCCAGUAAACAGGACAACAGAGCGUCGUCUAGCUAUCAAUUGUGUUCAGGAUAUAGUUGUUUGCUGGUGGCCACUGGUCAGUGAUGAUGCUUGGCCUUGGGCCCCCAUUUCUUCUGAGAAGAACAGAGCCAAUCUCCUGCUCCUGGGUUAUGCUCAAGGAAGACUGGAGGUUCUGAGUUCUGUCCGCACAGAAUGGGAUCCACUGGAUGUUCGCUUUGGCACCAAACAGCCUUAUCAGGUGUUGACAGUGGAGCGCUCCAUCAGUGUAGACAAAGAGCCCAUGGCUGACAGCUGCAUCUAUGAAUAUGUUCGGAAUAAAAUCCAUUGUGUAUCAGUCACCAGAAUACCACUAAGAUCAAAGGCCAUUAGCUGCUGCAGGAAUGUUACUGAAGACAAACUGAUUCUGGGCUGUGAAGAUUCUUCACUAAUUCUUUAUGAAACUCACCGUAGAGUGACUCUCUUAGCCCAGGCUGAACUUUUGCCUUCAUUAAUAUGCUGCCACCCAACUGGCUCCAUUCUGCUAGUUGGCAGCAACCAAGGGGAGCUGCAAAUUUUUGAUAUGGCUCUGUCCCCUAUUAACAUCCAGCUUUUGGCUGAAGACCGCUCACCCAGGGAGACUCUGCAAUUCAAUAAAUUCUUUGAUGUUUCCAGUGGUCUUGUUCAAAUGCAGUGGAUAGCUCCUCAGGUUGUUUCUCAGAAGCCUGACAGUGGGGACAUCUAUGAUCUCCUCUUCCUCAGGUUUGACAGAGGACCUUUGGGUGUACUUCUCUUUAAACUUGGUAUCUUCACGCGAGGACAGCUAGGCCUGGUAGACAUCAUCUUCCAGUACAUUCACUGUGAUGAGAUCUGUGAGGCGAUAAACAUCCUGAGCAGUAUGAACUGGGACACCCUGGGCCACCAGUGCUUUAUCAGCAUGAGUGCCAUUGUAAACCAUCUUCUUAGACAAAAGCUCACUCCAGAGAGAGAAGCACAGCUUGAGGCAAGCCUUGGAACCUUCUAUGCUCCAACAAGACCACUCCUGGAUUCAACUGUAUUGGAAUAUAGAGACCAAAUCAGCAAAUAUGCAAGAAGAUUCUUCCACCACUUGCUCAGGUACCAGAGAUUUGAAAAGGCAUUUCUGUUAGCUGUUGACAUUGGUGCUCGUGACCUGUUUAUGGACAUCCAUUACCUUGCACUAGAUAAGGGUGAAUUGGCACUAGCUGAAGUGGCAAGAAAAAAAGCUAGUGACAUUGAUGCAGAAUCAAUAACCUCUGGAGUUGAACUCCUGGGGCCUUUGCACAGAGGUGAUACGCUAAAUGAAGCUUUUGUUGGCCUAUCUUUAGCACCUCAAAGAGAAGACACAUUUCCAGAUAACCUCCCUCACUUUUGUUCAGUCCAUAGACAUAUUAUUCAACAAAGAACACUGAAUGUUUCUUCUAAUGGACAAGUAUUUAACAGAAGGAAUAAACUUGAAAAAGACACCUGUGCUGGAUCUUUGAUGCCUAAGACCUGUAACGAAGAAGGUAAUGGUAUCCAAGUUACCCAAAGUAUUCAAAGUGUAACAGAAAAACAAUAUUUUAACUGGCAAGAGCUUUCACUAAAUGAAUAAAUUAAGAAAACCUUGGGCAUUUCUAGUUGGUGGUUAUAAGACUGCUCUUGGUUGGUAUAAUAUAAAAUACCAAGUUACCUGAUUAUAACAAAGGCUUACAUUUAAUGAGCAUACAAAUAAAUUUGGGGACCUCUUAAAAUGUUGAUUCUCAUUCAGUAUUUCUGGGGUGGAGCCCAUGAUUCUGAAUUUCUAAAAAGCUCUCAAGUGAUGUGUAUGCUGCUAGUCUUGAGAUUAUACGUUGAGAAGCCAGGCUCUGCAAGUCACUGAGAAAAAUGGCAUGAUUCUUGCCCAAUUUAGUAAGAAAGAAAUGUACAUAGUAAGUACUAUAACAUAAGGCAGCCAUGCGAUAUACUCCCUAAAAGUGGUACCAUAAAAAAGCAUGAGGAGGUAACAGAGGAAUCACUUCCAGCCAAGAUGUUCAGCUGAGAGGUGGCCUUCAAAGGUAAGUGGAAUUUCAACAUGCAUAAGAAAUUAUGAAAAUAAGACAGCACAAAUGACACAUAGAUGACUACCUGUGAAGGGACAAAAAUAUUUAAAAUCUGAAUGUUCUCACUUUGUCCCCUUUUCCCUUUCCCCUAAAGAUGAAUCUAAGCUUGGCAUACUCGUUUUCUUACCUUUGUCUCUGAGAAUGGGUCAAUUCUCCUAAACUAAUAAGUUUUGGAGACUUUGAAAUGCAAAAUUUGGAAGAAAUGAAGAUACACAGAAGGACAAGAGAGGCAUGUGGAGUUAACAGGCUUUAUAUUAAGUUUUUCUUCUGGAUAGCCUAGGGAAGGAAAUGCAUGAGAGCAACUUCAGCAUCUAAGGGAAGUGGAUAGUAGUGAAAAAGAAUCUUUGAGAAGUAUUGCAUAGUGUCAAGCAUAUAGCAGUUGUUAAGAUUUUUUUUCAUAAACUGAAGUCUACCAACUGCCUGUCACAAGCCUAUAUAAUACAUGGUCCCAACUCCAACCCAAUACUGUUCACUUCACCUCUUCAGUUCUUCUCACCUACGAAAUCAAAAUUUCAAUGGAAUGAAUCUCAUAAAGAUAGGCAGUUGAAUAAAUAAUUUAAAGUGAUUCUUUUGGCAUUAAUGGUUUAAAGAUACAUGACUCUCAGUAGAAAAAAUGGUAUUUUCUAAGUUUGUUUCCCUUUGAAUUUGAUGAAAAGUAUGGAGUUAAGAGUAUUCAACAAGGUCAGCAGUAAAGUUAAAAUUAAAAGUUGACAGUUACUAAUAAGAUGGCAGACUAGGAGGUUCCCAGCCCUCAUUCCCACAUAGAAAAAAAGAUUUGGCAACCAUCCACAAACAAAAGGAUCAUUGUGGGAGCUUCAAAAUCCAGGUAGGAAGUUGCAAUACCCCAGUAGAGUACUGCACUGAGGAAAGACACUUUUAAGAAAGCAAGCCCAUGCUCUGGUAGCAGGCCUGCUAAAUACAGACCCAGCUACAGAUCCAGGAGCAGCCCAAUCCCCCUAUGGAUGUGGCUCCAGCCCCACUCAGCUGUGGUCACAUACCAACCCUGCCCACCUGCAGACCUGGUAGGAAGCACACCCACUUGGGACCCAAGUAACAGACCUGCCCACUGCAGACCUGGAAGCAACCCCAUGACCAACUCCAACUGCUCAACCAUGGUCCUGGAGGCAGUUUCAUCCACCCAGGGACCUGGGAGGAGGCACAGCAAUCUGUGCCCCAAGUAGUAGGCCUGCCAGCUAUGGACCCAGAAGUAGCCCCAUGACCUGGCCCUGGCACUGCUCAACUGCAGUCCUGGAGGAAUGCCCUCCAUCUGGUGACCUGACAGGAAUAUGUCUUUACCUGCCAAAAAUAGCCUCUAAAGAAUGAAAGAGGUUCCUGCUCCUUCAAAUGCACAGACACCAACACAAAGCUAUAAGGAUCACAAAGAAUCAGGCAAACAUGACACCAGCAAAGGAAAUUAAUAAACUUCCAGUAACCAACCCUAAAGAAAUGGAGAUCUAUGAACUGCUUGAUAAAAAAUUCUAAAAACUCAUCUUAAAGAAGCUCAAUGUGCUAAAAGAGAACACAGAUAGAUAACUAAAGAAAACCAGGAAGACAAUACCUGAGAAAAAUGAGAAGUUGAAACAGAAACCACAUACACAAAAAAACCCCCGGAAACCUAGAGCUGAAGAAUACAAUGAUUGAACUGAAAAAUUCAGUAACUUCAACAGAAGAAUCAAUCAAGCAGAAAAGAAUCAGCAAACUUGAAGAUAGAUCAUUUAAAAUUAUUCAUUUAGAGGAACAACAACAAAAAGAAUGAAAAAGAGUGAAGAAAGCCACGGGACUUAUGGGAUACCAAUAAGGAACCAAUAUAUGCAUUAUGGGAGUCCCAGAAGAAAAAGAGAGAGAGAGAAAGGAGCCAAAAACUUAUUUAAAGAAAUAAUGGUUGAAACACCCCCAAUCUAGGGAUGGAAAUGGACAUCCAGAUUCUUGAAGUGAAAAAGGCUUCAAAAAAAUUGAACCCAAAGGGGUCUUCAUGAGACACAUUAUAACUAAAUUGUCAAAAUUAAAUUGUCAAAGACAAAGAGAAUUAUCACAGCAAUGAGAGGAAAAUGACUUGUCAAAUACAAAGGAGUGUAAAAGGAAUAGCCCAUAAGACUAUUGGUGGAUUUUUGAGCGAAACUCUGCAGUCCAGAAAAGAGUGUGAUUAAAAAACUGCCAACCACAAAUAUUUUACCUGGCAAAACUGCCUUUAAGCAUGAAUGAGAGAUAGAAACUUUUCUAGACAAACAAAAGCUGAGGGAGUUCAUCACAUUAGAUCUGCCUUACAAGGAGUGCUAAAGGGAGUUCAAGUUAAAACAAAAAAAUGCUAAACAAUAACAUGAAAGCAUAUGAAAGUAUAAUUCUCACUACUAAAGGAAAUAUAAAGACCAACACCAUACUGUAAUACUGUAAUGGUGACACAUAAAGCACUUGUAAUACUAGCAUAUAAAAUAAAGACAAAAGUAGUAAGAAUAACUAUAACCACUGAAAUUUGUUAAUGGAAACAUAAUACAGAAUGAAGUAAAACUGGCAUCAAUUGAUGAAGUGUGUGUGAGAGAGAAGAAGUAAAGAAUAUACUUUCUGUAUGCAAUUGAAGUUAUUAGCUUAAAAGAGACGGUUAUAACUAUAAAAUGUUUAAAGCAAGCCCAGUAGUAACCACAAAAAUAAAAAGUCUAAUAGAUACAACAAAUAGAAAGAGAAAAGACUCAAAGGAUACUACUACAAAAAAAUCAUCAAACAAUAAAGCAAGGCAAGCAAAGAAGAGAGGAACAAGAGAACUACAAGACAGAAAAUAAUUUAAAAAUGGCAAUAGUAACUCCUUUCCUAUCAAUAAUUAUUUUAAAAUAAAUGGACUUAGUUCCUCAAUCAAAAGACAGAGAGUGACUGAAUGGAUAAAAAAAUAAGACAAUCACAUGCUGUCUACAAGAUACACACAUUAGAUUUAAGGACAUAUAGGCUAAGAGUGAGAGGGUGCAGAAAGAUAUUCCAUGCAAACGGUAACCAAAAGAGAGUAGGAGUCACUAUAUCAGACAAA